Molecule: messenger RNA, 1608 nt
Organism: Bombina bombina (fire-bellied toad)
Lineage: Eukaryota; Metazoa; Chordata; Amphibia; Anura; Bombinatoridae
Product: MARVEL domain-containing protein 3
Exons: 4
Coding region: 153-1445 (430 amino acids)
Cellular component (GO): membrane
Source: RefSeq, a predicted model, not a curated record
AAGGUGUAUCUAAUUGUCUCGGGGACGCGCCGGGCAGGUGCGGUUUAGUAUGCCAGGGACGAGUACAGGUGCGGUUUACAAUGACGGAGACGCGCUUUCGUUAGUUUUCCGGGUUUUUUAAUCUGUGGAAUAGAAGCGCUGGCUCUGAUGUGAUGAUGGGAGACUCUGCUGCCUAUUACGAGGGGGAUCGAUCAGAGAAAAUGCAUAGAUACCACCAAAAAGAUGACGGGGGAAGUUCACAUGGAAAUAGUUCUCAUACACGGAAUGGAUAUUCAGAGCAGCGAGAAGAAAAGAAACACAGGAAGUAUGAGAGGGACAGAUAUGACAAAAAUUAUAGUAACCAACAGUACACUGAGAAGAAUCAAAUUUAUGGCCAACAAAGAAAUCAAACCAGACACCAGGAGAGCCAACAGCAUUACAAAGUAAAAGCUUCAAUAGACCGAAGUCGAAAUCCAAAUCGGCAUCAAGACCAGUAUCCUGAAGAUAGGAGUACAAGUAGGAGCCAAAAGGAGAAUAGUCAUUCCCGUUCUAGAGACCAAUACAGAGAGGAAAGGCCUUCCCAUAGGUACCAACCAGAGGCAAUCAUGCAGGGGAACAAGGAUAGGAACAAAUCUAAUGAAGGGAGGGCUCAAAGUAGAGUCCAUAAAGAGAUGAAUCCGAGCCUACAGAAUGAGAAUAUUUUAUACACCGUGGAUCACUUUGUCGAUAACAAGGGAUAUGAGUAUCAUUACAAAGGUGAAAGCUUUCAGCCAAAUGAUGUGGAAGAUUAUGUGCCAGAGUCAGACGGAGGAAUACUUGAUUGUCAUAAGUGCCGAUAUCUCUGCACUGGGCGUGCUUGCUGCCAGUUGGUGGAAAUUCUGUUGAAUAUGCUGAUCCUGAUUUGCUGCUCCGUAUCGUACAACUCUACAGGAGGAUUCACAGGGAUUUCUAACCUGGGAGGAAUUUACUACUAUCAGUUUGGGGGGGCAUAUAGUGGCUUUGAUGGGGCCGAUGGGGAUAAGGCCCAGAAGCUGGAUGUCCAGUUCUACCAGCUAAAGUUGCCCACCGUCACAGCCUCUAUGGCUUUUGGGGGAGCUAUCAUGGCUUUCUGCUGCCUACUGGUUCUCCUUGGGGUGCUUCGAAUUCCAUGGCGAUUUCCAGUUUGGCUCCUGGUGGAAAGCAUACUAGAUAUUGUUAUUGCUGUUGGAUACAUCCCUGCUCUAUAUUUCUACUUUCGCUAUUUACAGGAAGCAUACAAUUCUCAAAUAUGUAAAGACAGAGAGACGCUGUAUACUAGCAAAGGUUACAAGGGCUUCAGUUGUGCUCUGCAUGGAGCAGAUAUUGCAGCUGCACUUUUUGCUUGCAUGGCAAUUAUAGCAUUUUGUAUAAGUACCAUCCUCGCCAUCAAAGGUUUUCGAAAAGUUUGCCGUAUGAAAAAGAAGCCAACUUGCAUUCUUGAAUUUUAGCUGGUACAAAGAGAUACUUAUUCCAGAAUAUGUAACAUGUUCAUUUAUAUACUUCUCAUUAAUGUGUAUCUAGACCCUUGUAAUAUUCAUUGUUGAUCUUUUUGUUAUAUACUGCUUUUUAGUAAAUGAAACUGACAAUUUUUAAUAAAGAUAUAACUUAUGA